UUGAGUCAUUUUUUUUCAAGAUAAAUGAAAAAUGAUCACUAUAAGGAAAAUGUUUCAGGACAAGCAAAGUGGAAACUGGUGGUUAAGGAUACAGAAAACAGAUGUAGGAUACUGGCCAGGCUCGAUCUUCACAACACUAUCUGACAGGGCUGAUACAUUAAGUUGGGGUGGAGAGAUUGUUAAUUUACAAUCACAAGGCCAUCACACCUCUACUCAAAUGGGAAGUGGCCAUUUUCCCAGUGAAGGCUUCAACAAAGCUAGUUAUAUCCGAAAUCUUAGGUACAUGGAUGAGUCUGGAUCUAUAAAAGAUACUGCAAAUGUCGAGCCAUAUGUGACAAGGCCUGGAUGCUAUGAUUCACAGAUGGGAGACAUGAAAAAUUUUGGAACCCAUUUCCAUUUUGGUGGCCCUGGAUAUUCUGAUAAAUGCCAGUAGAGUCAUCGUAGAGCAAUAAAAUUGAUAUUUAAUUUCAACAUGUAUGCCUAAAGUAUGGUGAUUUAUGACAGAAGGAUAU
Durio zibethinus is the source of this 512-nucleotide messenger RNA. The record is from RefSeq and is a predicted model, not a curated record. NCBI's taxonomy places the organism in Eukaryota, Viridiplantae, Streptophyta, Magnoliopsida, Malvales, Malvaceae.